GACGGUUGUGGCAGCAAUAGUAGUGAAGGUGGUUGCGGUGGCGGCGGCGGAUGCGGCGACCUGCUGCUGGCGUGUCCAAAACAGGUUACUUGGCGCGAAGGUCACAGCAGCGUCACUCCCUUCAUCCUUGCGCCGUGCUCUUCCUCCUCUCCCUGCUUUGAUCUGUUUUAUUUAUAGUUCACUUGUCGCGUGUGUUUCUACAUACGUGUCUGUGUGAAAGUGGGCAAGGAUGUUUGCAUGUGCGUGCCUGGGUGUGUGUUUGCAUGAAUGUUAACGACGUGGCUGAGCGAGAGGCAGGCAAUGAUGAUUCGCCGUGCCAUGCAAACUGAGCCGCUAUGGAGUUAAAAAAUAGGUUGGCUCAGCAAGUGGGUGAGGCGGGACGAGUCUCAUGCCCCGCCCCCACCCUUCCAUUCCCCUCCCAUGCCACGUCUCGCAUGCGGCAGGUUUGGUGAGGCAAUGUAUACCUGACGAGGCAGACUGACUAGCAGGUGCCGAGCGAGAAGUGGGUAGGGGAAAGGGGAAAGGAAUUAUGCUGUCCUUGGCGAAAUACACGCCGGGUGACUUGAUUAUUGUUGUGUUGGUGGAAGGGUGGUUGGCAGCAUGGACUAGGCAGAGUGGAUGUGUGUGGAGGGCGGCCCGUUAUGGUGGCCACAUGUGUUGUUACAUAAACAUUCCGAGAGCCGCGCCACUUCACUUCCACGUGCGCGCGCAGAACUCCGCCUCUCCACACACCAUCCCCCCUGCCUCCCCGCCCACGUCUGCACUCGAUGUCUGCAUGAUGAGGGAGGAGAGGAAGGGGGAGAGGACGAGGGGGUGAAGCGAGAGGUUGUGGUGCAACGGACGGCUGACAACCUUACCAGGGCCGCGCCGCCCCCCGCCCCCCACCAUCACCCACACAACAACCACCACAACAACCACCACCACCAUCACCACCACCAUCACCACCAUAGCAGUAACCAUAGGGGCGUGGGACCCAACUCCCCGCCACCCGCACCCCGCACCGCCCCCACCAGUCCCGCCCAUGCCCGCGACGAGCCACUUCAACCACAACGACGGGUACCCUCGCUCUCCACGCCCACGCUUGGGGUGAGGGGCAGCGUCAGCGGGCAGCAGCAGGGCGGGGGCCAGCACCACACUUCCCCACGGACCUCGUUGUCAUACCCCGGAUCGCCGGCGGCCUCCCCGUCCCCGCUGGGGCUGCUCAGCGUCUUCCGGCAGGAGUCCUCGUCGCCGCCCUCCAGCUCCAGCAGCACAGGCGACACCUCCAGCCUGCCCUCCCGUCUAGGGCCUGACACGCCACACCAGCAGCAGCAGCACCACCACCAAUCCGGGCCACAUCUCCACAAUGGCCUGGCCAAGUCGCUGGCUCUCUCCCCCGCCCACAGCUCCUUCUCUCACCAUGGACUCUACUCCCCCGAUGAUCCCGCCUUUAAGGACGACAAAAAGCGAUCAGGGAGUACUCCGUCGAGGGAGGUGCACAAUAAGCUGGAGAAGAACCGCCGUGCUCACCUGAAAGAGUGCUUCGAGACCCUGAGGCGGCAACUGCCCUCCAUGGAUGACAAGAAGAUCUCCAACCAGACCAUCCUCAAGGCCGCCCACAAACACAUCCAGAGCUUGAAGAGGAAGGAACGGGAGUAUGAACAUGAAAUGGAGCGUUUGGCCCGGGAGAAGAUUGCCCACCAGCAGAAACUCUCGGCACUAAAGAAGGAACUGUCUGCCCGUUGGGACCACAUUGACUUCAAUGCUCUGCUGCCAGACAUGGCCUCUCUUGAUCAGCACCGUGACAAAGAGACCAAGUCCACCACCACUGCCUCAGAGCAGCCUGACCUGGAAGAUGAUGCCAGGGACGCUGGCACUCAGGUUUCUCCUGCUUCGCCCCGCUUGCACCCAGACCCUCCAACCCGGCCAGCACCUCCUGUGCCCAACAACCCCAUGGCUGACAAUGGCCCUGGGAUGGCACCACCCAGGGACCAACACUUUACAGACCCAAACCAGCCACUCAAUCUGUCCACCAGCAUGGUGGAGCCCUCCAGAGCGCCUCAGUUGGUUUCUCAGCCUGGUCGCUCCCCCCACCACACCUCAGACUGGGGCACCCAACAACCAUACCAACAGCCCAUCUUCACCACCGCUACGGGUACGGUUGGGGAGGAGGCGUGGCAAGCAGUUGAGGUGAGCUCUGCACCAACCAGUGUAACCAGGGACACCAUCACUACCGUGGCAGGCGAUCACUUGUCAAUUAUGAGUGGCACUGCUGGUAUUCACCUGCCGGCACACCUGGUAGCUGGUGGUGUACAACUCAAUGGUGCCCCUGGUGGCCUUCUAGGCCAGCCAGCCAUACAGGUGAUCACCCCCGAAGGGUACAAGUUGCUGCCUGCUGAUCAUGCCCCCAACGGUGCCAAGCCCCUCACCAUCACUCUUGCCCACCCAGCCACCACUGAAGGGCUUGACCGUGGAGACAACUCAGAGGACACCAAGACUGGGCCUGCUACUGCUGCACCCAUGAUGGUCGCCUUCAAGAACGGUAUGCAGGCCCUCCACCUGACAGUGCCCACCACACCACGCACCCUCUCUCACUCACAAGGUACCAACGGCACCAUAACUACCGUGCCGCUCAACCUGAGUGUGGGGGGGACGGCGGCAGCCGUCAAGGUGACACAAGCUGCUACGUCCUCCCUCCUGCCAUCCUACCUCCCAAUAACUCACGCCAACGGCAUCACCCAACUGGUGUCAGGUCUAGGCAACAGCAUGGGAACCCUGGUGUCUGGCAUUGGGCCUCCCAUUGUAACCCCCCUGGUGGUGUCUCAGCCCCAACGGGUGGGAGUGCCUGGCACCGUCACCACAGUUGGCAGCAAGGGCCUGAAGGCAGCAACCGUCGGUGGGAAUGCCACCAGUGUCCCUCUGGUCUCCACUCAGUACACCACUUCGCUGGGGAGUGGGCUUGGGGGCCUGGUGAAGCCUGUUGUGGUGGUUUCCGCCCCGACAGGCAUCGUGACAGGGGCCCAUGCGGUGGCCUCAGGCAAGCCGUGAUUGGCAUUGCCUGCAGACAAUCCCAGGAGAGUACAAGCCAUACCUCAGCUGUGGGCUGCACCCGAGCCUCUCGUGGCUCCUCGUUAUCGCCCACUCUCACCACCACUCAUAUUCUUCAUCAUCAUACUUGUUAUCAUGAGAAAGCUAGUACAUAUUUUCAUGUUUAUUUUUAUGUGAGAUCAACCUUUGCCUUCGUGGCAAGUGUCUCUUAUGUACAUUUCAUUGCCGGUGACGUGGGAGAAGAAAGGAUACGUAGUUAUUCUUAAUUUUUAAAAGAAUUUUAUUAGGUAAAUUAUUUUAUAAGGUGGCCAGCAAGGACUCUCGGCUGCUUCAGGAAGUGUGUUGUAGUGAAGGUGGCGGCAGCUGGCACACGGCUGCUGCCACCAGACUGUGAUAGUGGUUCACCGGCGUCCUCGUUGUGGCAGGGCCGCCCGGGGGACUCUAUGAUGCUGGUGGAUGCACACUGCUCAACAUGGUGCCGGCCGCUGUGCUCACCUGUGUACAUAGCAUCAUCCACCUGAUUGUUGGUGUUAUUGUUAUCUGAACUUGUUGUAAAUGUAUUAUCUGGAUUAUGUAUUUGUGAACGUAUGCAUUUUUCUUUGAUCAAAUGAUCCUUUUAAAGGUGACUAAGUGUUAUACUGUGGCUCCCAUUGAAACUCUUCAUACCAAGUAUGCAAGACUCAACUAUCGCUGACAGUGAUAAGUCUCCGCUCAGGGUGACGCAGCCCCAAGCUGCCUGCCCCACCAAAUAACCCAAGUGUACAAAUUUCACUGAUAGUUGCUUAUUGGCCUGCAGUAUAUUAUACAGUAAUGGCAGAAGGCUUGAGUCAUUGCCAAUUAUUUUCAGACUUUAACUGAGUUCAUUAUCUAAUGGCAAAGACAAGAAGUGCAAGUAAAAGCACUUAUGAGAGAUAAGAUGAAUGGCACUGAAAAUACUAACUUGCAGCUGAUAAUCUUUGUGCACUCCCCUUUCUUUUCAGGACUUUGACCAAGUUCUUGUGCAGUCUUUCCAACUCCUCUAAAUAACAAAGGUUUUGUUUGACUAUAAUGUGGAAUAUAUUUCUUUUUUUCAAGUGAUUAAAGAUAAUGCAAAAAUGUAAUUGGUUUGGGAAGAAUACUUGAAAUGUGUAAUGUGAUGAGCAUGGCUACAUGAAAAUGUAGCUUCCCUCAAGAGCCAUAGUUCCAGAACCAUAACCAAAGCACUUCACAAGAUAUCCAAAGCUUCUGAUAAAAUUUAAAUGAGUUAUGCUUUGUUAUCAAUGGCCUCAGAUGCAGUAAUCCUGAUAAUCACUUAUCUAAAUUCCUCUGAAGCCAAUGCAUGAAUAAUUUCUAGAAGUUAUGACAUUGCAUUCUUACAAUAAACUAAAGAAUGUCUAGAAAAGUAACCACAAGGGACGGGGGAACACACGAGAGCUGCAUUGCAUUGACUGCAUUCUUCUUACAGUGGUCUGGUUACCCUAGAAGUUUGGUGAUGCCAUUCACUUAUUUGAUACAGAACAUUUUACCUAAAAUCUAUAUCAAUAAUAUUGCUUUGCCAGAAAAUGUUGAGCUGAGAUUAGAGUAAUGAAUAGGGUAGACUCAAGCUUUCCAGUCAAUACUGUGAUAGAGUUUAAAUAUGUCACUCUGGGCGGCAGUUCUAUGCCAGAUCUCAGGGUUGACAGGAGUCCAUGGGGACCCUGAUCACCUCAGUGCAAACAAGCCAUACCCAAACCCCCUUUAAUUGAUAGUAAAAUGUUUCAAAUGUC
This is a messenger RNA of Eriocheir sinensis (Chinese mitten crab), 4772 nucleotides long. RefSeq names its product max-binding protein MNT-like. Bases 619 to 3027 code for a protein of 802 amino acids. The transcript has 7 exons. Gene Ontology annotation, molecular function: DNA-binding transcription factor activity, RNA polymerase II-specific; RNA polymerase II cis-regulatory region sequence-specific DNA binding; protein dimerization activity. NCBI's taxonomy places the organism in Eukaryota, Metazoa, Arthropoda, Malacostraca, Decapoda, Varunidae. The record is from RefSeq and is a predicted model, not a curated record. Gene Ontology annotation, biological process: regulation of transcription by RNA polymerase II.